Eimeria mitis is the source of this 777-nucleotide messenger RNA. RefSeq lists its product as uncharacterized. The coding region runs from base 1 to 777 and encodes 258 amino acids. The transcript has 6 exons. The record is from RefSeq and is a predicted model, not a curated record. Lineage: Eukaryota; Apicomplexa; Conoidasida; Eucoccidiorida; Eimeriidae.
AUGAUAUUAACGGGGUUCCGCACAACGAAGAUAUGGUGGGGUGAUGCUGCUGCUGCAAGUGCAGCAGCAACAGCAGCAGCAGCAGCAGCAGCAGCAGGAGCAGCAGCAGUAGCGUUAUGGUGGGGUGAUGCUGCUGCUGCAAGUGCAGCAGCAACAGCAGCAGCAGCAGCAGCAGCAGCAGCAGCAGGAGCAGCAGCAGUAGCAGCAGUAGCAGCAGCAGCAGUAGAAGUAGCAGCAGCAGCAAAUAUAGGGCGGCAACUGCAACAAGAGCUGCAACAGCACGAGAACAGCAACAGCAGCAGCAACAACAAAAGCAGCAGCAGCAGCAACAGCAGCAGCAGCAACAGCAGCAGCAGCAACAGCAGCAACAGCAAUAGCAACAGCUUACCGCUAGACCACCCCUGUGGAGAUGAGGGGCCUCGAAUAGACGUUCGGUUGCAGCAGCAGCAGCAGCAGCGCCUGCAGGCACUGCAGCAGGAGCAGCAGCAGCAACAGCAGCAAGCAGAACAACCUCUAGAGGCAGAGGAGGAGCAGCACCACCCCGCGCUGCAGCAGCAGCAGCAGCAGCAGCAGCAGCAUUCUCCGUUGCAGCAGCAGCAGCAGCAGCGCCUGCAGGCACUGCAGCAGGAGCAGCAGCAACAACAGCAGCAAGCAGAACAACCUCUAGAGGCGGAGGAGGAGCAGCACCACCCCGCGCUGCAGCAGCAGCAGCAGCAGCAGCAUUCUCCGGUUUCCCCGUCGCAGGAGGGCAGCCACACCAGACAGCAGCAGCUGUAG